This is a messenger RNA of Hypanus sabinus (Atlantic stingray), 10637 nucleotides long. RefSeq names its product heat shock transcription factor 1 (gene hsf1). Gene Ontology annotation, biological process: regulation of DNA-templated transcription. Gene Ontology annotation, molecular function: sequence-specific DNA binding; DNA-binding transcription factor activity. The transcript has 14 exons. Lineage: Eukaryota; Metazoa; Chordata; Chondrichthyes; Myliobatiformes; Dasyatidae. Bases 239 to 1810 code for a protein of 523 amino acids. The record is from RefSeq and is a predicted model, not a curated record.
GUGAGUAAGAUGGCGGUGGUUGCCGGGGAGUGUGCUGGGGCAGGUUAGGCACAGCGAGUCAGGGCUCCGUGAAUGUUGUUUUCUUUUGCCCUUCAAUUGAUUUCUCUCAGUAACUGCGCGUUUUGGAAGACUGCAAGGUCGGGCAGAGGUGCCGGGUGUUGAGAGCGGCCUUACAACAGUUUCCCUCGGUCCCCUCUUCUGCCCCGACCCUGGGCUCCAGGCCUCUCUCGGAUUCCGGAUGGACGGGCACGGCAGCAAUGUGCCCGCCUUCCUCACCAAGCUGUGGACUUUAAUCGAGGAUCCUGACACCAAUGAAUUCAUCUGCUGGAGCGCAAGUGGCAAUAGUUUCCAUGUCUUUGACCAAGGACGUUUUGCAAAAGAAGUGCUUCCAAAAUACUUCAAGCACAACAACAUGGCCAGCUUUGUACGGCAGCUCAACAUGUAUGGCUUCCGUAAAGUUGUGAACAUUGAACAAGGUGGCCUUGUGAAGCCAGAGAUGGACGAUACAGAGUUUCAACACAUGUACUUUAUCCGAGGCAAAGAACACUUACUGGAAAAUAUCAAGAGGAAGGUGACAAAUAUAUCAAAUGUAAAGCCUGAAGAGCUGAAAAUGCGUUCGGAUGACGUCAGUAAAAUUCUGAGUGACGUCCAAAUCAUGAAAGGGAAGCAGGAGACACUGGAUGCCAAGCUCAUGACCAUGAAGCAUGAAAACGAAGCAUUGUGGCGCGAAGUGGCCAGUCUUCGGCAGAAACACGCACAGCAGCAGAAAGUCGUAAAUAAGCUAAUUCAGUUUCUGAUUUCACUUGUGCAGUCCAACAGAGUCAUUGGCAUGAAGAGGAAAAUGCCUCUAAUGCUAAAUGACAGUAGUUCAGCGCAUUCCAUGCCAAAGUACAGUCGCCAGUUCUCAUUGGAACCCUUGCAAGAAUCAACGGUACUGACACAGACUUGUGCAAACUUCCCAGGAAACAACUGUUAUGCACCAGACAGCACUUUGUCAUCUGGUCCAAUUAUUUCAGACAUUACGGACCUGGCACAGUGCAGCCCUGCACCCUCCCCAUCUCUUAAUGUGGAAAGAAGUAGUGCUCAGCUCCAUAUUAAAGAAGAACCCCCAAGUCCAACAGCUCAUCCGGAUAUUGAGGUUGUCACUGUAGGCACCAGCACCGAAGAGCCACUCUCUCCAUCAACCUUCAUCGAUUCCAUCCUUGAGGAUAACGAUGCCGGCACAACACAACCACAGCCUGAGGACCAAUGUCUCAGUGUGGCCUGUCUUGACAAUUUGAUUCAAGCCCAGCAGAUGUCAGAAGUCAAUUGCGUUAUCUCCAGUCUUUCCUCUUCUACUCAUCCCAGAGCUCUGCUAGGAAAUGAUCUGUAUAAUCACUUGGAUCGAAUUGAUUCCAGCUUGGAUAACCUACAGAACUUGUUAUCAGGACAGACUUUCAGCAUGGAAUCCAGCACUCUGUUAGAUCUGUUCAGUCCCUCACCGUCUACUGUCGAUCUGAAUUUGCCAGACAUGGAAGGCAACCUUGCUGCAAUGCAGGAUCUAUUGGGCUCACAGGAACAGAGAUAUUCAGAGACACAAACAAACACAGAAGAUACAGGUAAACAGGUCGUCCAGUACAGUGCACCACCUCUGCUGCUGGUCGACUCCAACUCCAAUGAUGCAGGAGACCUCCCUGUCUUAUUUGAAGCUGGAGAUUCUCCGUUUUUCACACCAGAAGAGAACCUGAAUCCAGAACCUACGGACGAUGACCCACUCUCCCUCCUAUCAAGCACUGACCUGACACACACGAAGGACCCAUCCAUCUCCUAACUAUGGGAGAAACUCUCUACCCCUGCUUUCUCGCCACCCCUGCCCCCCCCCCCCCCCCAAACAUGCUGGAAUGCUUGUUCGGCCCAUAGCUUUCUGCUUCAGGAAUGGAUGCAGAUGCAGUACGAAGGAGUGAACAGUAUCUAUAAAUAUUUCAUUUUGAUGACCAGUUUGUGUUACUAACCUGAAACUCUCAUGGCAAGAGUACAUUAUGACAGGGAAGAGAGUCAUAGGGUUUCUGCUCCUGUUGUGAUUAAGGGCAAGAUUGAUUGCAGUGGCAAUUUUAUGGUCUUGUUAUAGUCCACCCCACACACCACCCUCCUCUUGGGAAGCAGGUUGACCUCUAUCCUAAGAGCAUCAGGUUCUGUCUGAGGGCAAUUCUGAAACCACUCUGAUUUUUGUCCUGGGUGAGGAACAAUAAUUUGCUGUCUUGUUUAAUUCACUUCUGUUCUGCCCCUCUUCUCCACUUCUCCUUCCCCAAACCCUGCCUUCAUUGUCCUUGUUCUUGUAUAUUUACACGUUAAUCCAGUUGCUGAAUACUGAAGAUGUAUUUUUGAUUCAUAUAUUAUUAAAAAAAAAAAUUUUUUAAAAGUCAAGUAAAUAUUUCAGCUUGUACUCUAAAUCCUAUGAUGCUGUGGUAGAAAGGAGGUUUAUUUUUUUAUACAUUAUAUUUUGGAAGCUUGUAAAAGGGUUUUGUGAAAAAUCAGAAAUUGGAAUAGGGAGGGUGUUGGAAUCUGUUAUAACAACUUGUAACCCAUGUACAUCUCAUAUCAACUUCCCACUCUGAAACCUGCACAUAUACUCAUCCAGAGUGGGGUGAGUUCAAGCCAUUGAACUCAACUCAAUGUUCUUUCUAUCACUAGCUUAGUUAGAGGGAAUUAAAGGGUAUGUUUCCCAGUAUUUUGAGUUUUUAAAAAAUUAGAUCUUGGUGCUUACACUUAUAAAGCAUAGUUUCAACCAGUGCUUGUUCACCCCAUCCCCACCCAGUAACUUCAUCUGUCAGGUUAGUUCUGUGCAAAGGAGCGUAAGUGGCAUUUUUCAAAGCACAUUUUUCACACCGUCCUGACCAUGAUUGAACUUGCACUCUGCUAUCAUUGAACUGGUCAUGCCAUUUGUUGCCCAGUCAUGUUUGUUUGUAUGACCUUGCAUUAUACAAUUUGUCAGUCCACUUGAGAAUGGCUCAAGACUGUUCUGGACUUUCCCAGAGUAGGGCAGAAAAGGUUUGACAAGGUAGGUAGGUUGGAUAGAUGAGCAGUUUGGCACGCCUGUGUUUUUGCCUUGGCCUCCAUCAAAGCGACUUGAAAUAUUUGAAGCCAUCCAGGAAUUCUGCACAGCCCCAAGCCAAAGAUAUAUCACUGAUGAUAUGUUGUUUCUUUCCUGAAAAUUUUUAGAGACGUGUUCAUGACACAGCUCAGAAUAUCUGCUUCAUAAAUCUGGUGCCAGAUGUGGAAACUAUGGUACUCCCAUUGUAACUGCCUAACCAUUGGUUGAGCCUUGUGCUGGUGAUGUCCACCAACAGAGGAAGGUCCUGCUGUUGGUUUGCUUGUUCCACCAAUAGGUGUGUCUGCUGGGCAUUAGCUGCACUUCCCAAUGUGUUUAUUGGCUGCUCUAACUUGGAAAUGUGAAGGUUUUGCUGUGCAAGUAAGCUCUUCUGUCGUUUGCUGUUGCCCAGAGGUUUCGUUGUUGGUUAGUGUGUGUUUAGUUCAAUUAACAAAGAAUCAUUAAUGAUAAACUUUGAAUAUAGAGUUUCAUGGUCUUCCUCAUUCGCAUUGUCAACCUUUAAUCGUAACAGCAUUGUGACUGAAAUCAUGCACUUUGUAAUGAAGAAAUCAUCAUAGAGAUGCGGAAAACAGACCCUUCAGUUAAUCUUGUCCAUUUGACCAAGUUUUCAUUUACCUGUUAGCUUGUUGCAUUUACCUUCUACAUCCCUUUAAACCAGGGAUUCCCACCAUGGGGUCCAAGGACCUCUUGCUUAAUGUUAUUGGUCAGCAUAAAAAAGGUUGGGAACCUCUUCUCUAAACCUUUCCUAUCCACGUACUUGUCCAAGUCAUAGAGCACUACAGCACAGAAACAGGACCUUCCGCUCAUCUAGUCCUUACCAAACUGUUAUUCUGCCUAGUCCCAUUGCGCUGCACCCAGAUCAUGCCCUUCCAUCCCUUCUUAUCCGUAUAUCUCUUAAAUGAUAAAAUCAAACUCACAUCCAUCACUUCUGCUGGCAGCUUGUUCCACACUCCUACCACCCUCUUGAGUGAAGAUGUCAUCUUGCACCUUUCACCCUUAACCCAUGACCUCUGGUUCUAGACUCAGCCAGCCUCGGUGGAAAGAGCCUGCUUGUAAACCCUAUCUAUACCCUUCAUAAUUUUGUAUACAUCAAAUCUCGCCCCAUUCUCCUGCACUCCAGGGAGUCUGGAUACAAUUAAAUGUGCCUUCUAAAGAAGCCCCUGAUGUAAGCGCAUAGUAAUUUCAGCAAGUAUCUUAAUUACCCACAUAAAGUGCCAAAGCUGCAUCACUCUGCUGCCAUUCCCUCCUCCUCUUUCUCUUUCCGCCUUCCCGCCACCUCAUACCUUGCUACUUUUCCUGAGCCCUGAACAGUUAGGGGUUGGUCCAUUUAUUGGCAAGUUAUCCUGAGGUUGCAGCUCAGCUCAGCAGGGGAUGUAUCUUCAUCCAGAAAAGGGAGCGGUGAACCAUUUAGGUUUUCAAUCUGGCAGAAUGUAGUCAUUUCAUUUCUGGUUAAGCCACAAACUGGAUUUUAACAAUUCCUUUUCCUCGGAUUGUCACAUUGGAAUAUAAAUUUAACAAGACACAACACUGGGCUGCUUGUCCAGAUCAAAACAGAUGGCCUAUUUAAUGAAAUCUGUAAUUUAAGACUGAUGAAACUACAGUAUUCCUCCCUCUGGAAAUAAAAAUGUUGUAAAGCAGGAUUUCUCAACCUUAUUUAUGCCCUGGACCCUUACCAUUAACUGAGGGAUUCAUGGACCCCAGGUUGGGAAUCCCUGUUCUAGAGGUGUUGGGAGAGGUGGGUGAGGAUAAAGGCUGUUUCAAGUUGGAGCCCCAAAUUUGCCUUAAUUGGUCAUUAUAAAUUUGUGAGUGGCACUGGGGGUGGAUGAGGAACACUAGCCAAAAAGGCAAAUUAAAUAUUUGAAGGUCUUUAUAGAAAGGGCAAGAGUGCAAAGGCAUGUGGUUACCCAGGAGCUCACCACAAGUUGCUGGACUGCCAGGUGGCAUGAGCAUCUCUGGGGUUGUUAGAGAUUUUUGUGAUUAGCAGUUGAGCUCAGUGCCUAUUGGUUGCAUGCAGUGCUCUAAGUGGUGGCAGAGAAAACAAUGUCAGUAGAUUCAGGAUUCGAUUCAUUAAUCACACACAAAGCAUGCAGUGAAAUUUGUUGUUUGCACAUUCAAGCAACACACUCAUUGUGGAUGUGCUGGGGUUGGCCCACAGGUGUUGCCAACACAGCGUGCCCACAAUGUUUAGCAGCACAACAUGCAGCAAGACAGACACAACAUCAAAACAAAUCCCUUCCAAUUUAAUUGUAGUUCCUAAUUAAUUUUGAAAGAAGAUGCCCAUGAUCUGUCUCUGUAUUGCUGCAAUUCACGUGCUGACAUUACAUCAAUCUGUAGACAUUAUGAAGCUGCUGGCUUGUUACCCAGCAGUAGAGAGGGGACAGUGAUAUGUUUUCCAGAGCUAGAUGGUAAUAUGGUUUUGAGGGGGUCUAAAUGCGGUGUUUACAUGCACAUGCUGCUAACAACCUUCUCUGAUGUACAGAAGAGACAUCACAGAAGCCUUGGCUAGUUGUUAAACACGAGAUACCACAGAUGCUGGAAGUCCAGAGUAAUACAAAAAAUGCUAGAGGAACUCAGCAGGUCAGGCAGGAUCUAUGGAGAGAACAAACAAUUGACGUUUCAGGCCUCACUCUGAAAUGUUGAUAGUAUAUUCCCCUCCGUAGAUGCAGCCUGACCUACUGAGUUCCUCCAGCAUUUCAGAUGUGUUAUUGGUAUGUUGAUCUUCUUUGGGGUUACUGGAGUUGCACUCCAUCCAGCCAUUGAGAGAAUUCCAUCACCUUGUGGAUGAAAAGGCUCCAGGGAAUUUGGUGCUGAUUACUCAGCUCCUCUCCUGUUUGUAUAGCUUACAUGGCUAGUUGUGUCUCCCAGGUGCUUGAGGUGAUGUGUUUAGAUUCUUGGUAGAAUCAACACACAAAAAAUGUUGGAGGAACUCAGCAGGUCAGACAUCAUAUGUGGAGGGGAAUAAACAGUCAGCAUCGGAGACAGUUUCUCAGGACUGGGCCUGGACCCAAAACAUCAACUGCUUAUUCCACUCCUUAAAUACUGAGUUCCUCCAGCAUUUUGUACAUGUUGCUCAAGACAUCCAGCACCUGCAGAAUCUCAUUUUUGUAAUGUUAUCCAGUUCCUUUAGGCAUAAAUGCUUCAUUAUCAAGGGCAUAGCAGAUGGAAGUGAAUAUUGAGCAGUUGUCUUAUAGACAUCAGCACUUCUAGUGCUGAGAUAGAAAGAGGCUUAUUAAUGGCAGAGGACACCAUGUGUCUCAGUACGAUUCUACCAAUCCUGCUAUGCUGUCCUUGUUGUUCCGAGAGUUUGAAUCCAAGGAGAUGUUGGGUCAUGGAGUCAAAUGGUGGGAGGAAAUUGACUUCAGCUGUUGGGCCAUGGCACCACACAGAUUCCUCCAUUUGUUCAGAAGGCAUGGCUGAAAGUUGAUGUUCCAGUUCCAGUUCCAGUGAUAGAUUGAUCCGGAGUGGUCUUGCUGUUGUUUUAUGGUUGUAUUUUGUCAGGAGAUGUUUACGGUUGAGACAUCUGCUGUGCCAUUUCAGGUGACUAAGAAGGGUCACCUAUAAUAUUUUUGAGAUCAAACUCAUGUUUAGGCCAGCAUCUGACCCGGUCUUCUUUCCCAUCCACUGCCACCCCCCCCCCCCCCCCCCAAUAUAAAGGUGGGUGAUGAGAAAGAGGGAGCUGUACCUUGUAUCCAGCCUCCCCUUUCCUUGUGCUUGGAAUGUAUGGCAGGACACGUAUGGAGGGAUCUUUUCUUUCCUUACCCUACUGAGGUGUUGGUUGGGGGGGGGGGGGGGGGCGAACACAGGCAGUAAUUUUAUUCUAUGACUAUCCCAUUCUGUCCGUACCCUGGAGUAGGGAGGGGUGGCAGUUCACUCUGUAUCUGACCCAUUCAUGUCCCUACUCUACUGGGGUAUUGGUUUGGGCGGGGUGUGGAGGUGAUCGGUAGUUUUAUUCUGUUUCUAUCCUGUUCUGUCCCUACCCUGGAGGUAGGGAGGGGUGGCAGUUCACUCUGUAUCUGACCCAUUCUUGUUCCUGCUGUGGAUAUGUUUAGCGGGACAGUGUAAAGGAGUUUUACUCUGUAUCCAGCAAUAAAUACUGAAACAGGCUUUUUAUUCCAGACUUAAUUAACAGACAUUUAAAUUCCACAGUGGUAUUUACAUAUGAUUUUUCCCAGAGUUCAGAUUAUUCGGUCUUUGACUUAACUCUUGAUCCAAAAGAUGCUUAUCUUGACCCUGUGCACUCCCUCAGCAUCCACAGGCAUGCGGUGAAUUCCAGUUCCACAGAGCAGAUAAGAGUUUCAGCCCUGCCUGGAAGCUGAUCUCCAGGGCAGAAGGAGCAUGCUGCAACCAGUGAAAACAUCUCUAGAUGGUCUCUGGGGUGCCAGAGUUACAUAGAGGUUAGUGGGGAUGCUAUUACAGUUUUGCAUGUAAGGUGUUCAUAGGUUCUUUUCCGUGGGUUUCCUCCGGGUGCUCUGGUUUCCUCGCAGUCCAAGGGUAUAUUGUUUAGUAGGUUAAUUGUCAUUAUAAAUUGUCCUGUGACUAGGCCAGGGUUGAAUCAGUGUGUAGCUGGGCUGGUAUAAAUUGUCCCGUGAUUAGGCCAGUUUGAAUCAGUGUGUAGCUGGGCUGGUAUAAAUUGUCCUGUGACUAGGCCAGGGUUGAAUCAGUGUGUAGCUGGGCUGGUAUAAAUUGUCCCGUGAUUAGGCCAGGUUGAAUCAGUGUGUAGCUGGGCUGGUGUAAAUUGUCCCGUGAUUAGGCUGGGGUUGAAUCAGUGUGUAGCUGGGCUGGUGUAAAUUGUCCCAUGAUUAGGCCAGGGUUGAAUCAAUGGGUAGCUGGGCCAGUGCAGCACUUUGGGCCAAAAGAACCUGUUCCGCACAGUAUCCCUAAGGAAAAGAAAUAGCUGAAGAGCAAUCUGGAUUCUCUGAAGCCAGAGGGGUUGAUGCUGAGUGUUGUUCCAGGUGAAGUGUCCAGGAGCCUGACUGCCCAUAUUCACUGUAGUAAGUCCCCACCAACUGCUGACCCUUUCCAGUCAUUUAACUGAACUCUGGCCAUCCUUGCAGCUAUCUCACACACUGACCAGUGAAUUACCUCUUGCCGUUAAGUCUGCAUGUGAAUUAGUUGUCUGAUUGUGCCUCAGUUCCCAGACACUAGUCUAGUGUACUAUUGAUGGCCUAGUUAUCAAAGGUAUCAUCUGGUCUCCUUUACCUCCUUGAGGGGGUGUCUCCUUCCUCCGAAUACUGUUCCAUUCCUGUGUUGGUCACUGGGUUCCAGUACCAAAAAUGUGAUGGUAUCCUGUCUGGUAUUAAUCUACAUGAAUGAAAGAAAGCUGAUAGAGUCAUGGAGCACUACAGCACAGAAACAGGCCCUUUGGCCCUCCUACCUAAUCCCAAAGCCCUCCAUACCCCUCUAUACUUGCUGUUAUAGUCAUUAGAGUCGUUGAGCACUACUAUAAUACAGAAAGGAGCUUUUCAGCCCAUCUCAUCUAUGCUGAACUGUCAUUUUGCCUCAUCCCAUCAAACUGCACCUGGACCAUAGCCCUCCAUACCCCUGUACACUUGCUGAGUCAUAGAGUUAACAGCAGAAACAGGCCCUUCAUCUGUGCUGAACUGUUACUCUGCCUCAUCCCAUCAAACUGCACCUGGACCAGAACCCUCCCAUCCGUGUGCAUUUCUAAAGUUCAAGCUGAUCUGAACUUUACUCCACUUUACAACCCAUUUCCGAAGCCCUUUGAGACUUUCAGACUAAAGUUUAAUAUUGCCAUUCUGAUUUGAGGUUUUUAAGUAAUUCCAAUAUGUAAAAACAAACACAUUGUUACAUGUCUGAUAUGUCAGGAGAGUAAACUAUUAGGUAAGCAAAUGAAAUGGCAGUCUUUAUUUGCAAGGGUCUCAGAGUAUAAGAGUAGGAAGUCCUUAUGUGGUGUGUACAGUUUUGAUCUUCACAGUCUAAAUGAACACGAAUUCAGUGUGAAGAGACUGGAGUACCAUCUGGUACAGAGCAUUGCCAUGCUCUGCCAUCUAAUGAUUAAAGUUCUUGUUUUACCAUAACGCCACUAACCUAUUCUUCAUGAAUCCCAAUUAAUACCUAAAAAUCAUUUGAACUUGGUCUUGAACUCUACAGUCCUCUCAGUGGGAAUUUCCAAAGAUUCACCACCCCAUUAAAUAAUUUCUCUUUCAUAAAUGCCCUCCUCUUCUGCCGUUAACAUGGUGAUUUUUAAUUAUCAUUCACAUCUCAGUCCUGAAGAAAUUUGAAUGGUUUGUGAUGAGAUAUUCCUAAAUUUCCCAAAUGUAGGUAGAUCCCUGGGAUAUUAGAGCUGUUUUCACACCGAACAGUAUGGGCUUGUGUUUCUCAAAGUCUCAACAAACGAAUUUUGAUGGUUCAGAACAGGGACCUAACAGGUCGGUUGAGGAGAUGGGUGUCAGUGUUUUCUAUGUCUCUGGGGCCUCAAACUAGGGCAGUUUGAACAGUGGGCAGCCUAAAAGUAAGAGAGGGUGUAGAUGAGUAUCAGGAAACUGAAGCUGUCCCUUUCCCUCUGCCCUACCCACGGGAACAGUUCACAACCUGUUGAAGUUGGAAACAGGCCUGUGCUUUCUCAGUCACCCUGGAGCAGGUCCUGACCACAACUCCCCUUGCCCGUGGUUAUGAUCCCUGCAGAAUCAGUCAGACCUUCAGCUUGCUGUAGUGCAUAGACCUGUGGAUCAAAUGCCACCUAGUUGACAAGAGGAGUGUUCCCACUCUUUCAUUUAAAUGUUCCUGGGUGUAAACGGAUUUGAUUUUAUUCUUUCUGAUAUCUUAACAGGCGGGAAUUGGUCAUUUGACCAUAAGACAUUAGGAGCAAAAUUGGACUGAUUUAUUAUCACUUUCAACCCCAUUCUCCGGCCUUUGCCUUGUAACCUUUGACACCCUGACUAAUCAAGAACCUAUCAAUGUCUGUUUUAAAUGUACCCAAUAACUUGGCCUCUAUAGCUGACUGCAGCAGUGAAUUCCACAGAACCACCACCCUCAAGCUAAAGAAAUUCCUCCUCAUCUCUGUUCUAAAGGGAUGUCCUUCUAUUCUGAGGCUGUGCCUCUGUUCCUAAAUUCCCCACACCACCACUCCUGUUGAAAUUAAAAUUGAUGUGAACUUGUCUUUGACUCCAUUGUUACCACCUGUUCGCAAAGCCUUUUGACCACCCCCCCCCCCCCCCCGCAGACCGAAAAUUAACAGUGGCUUUCUGGUGAUUUGAGAUUUUAAAAUCCAAUAUGCAAAACAAACAUCCUCUUACAUUGGUGGUCUUCCAAAUUAGCCAGACACCCACAUCCACAUUCCUACACACCUUAUGUAGACUAUCCACACACCAUAUUCUACCUUUGGACACGACACUGCGCUCCAUGUAGCACUGUCCUUGUUUAGUUCCUGUGGCGGAUGGCAAAUAUAUAUCAGACGUUCAGUCUUCAAUAUUGUAUUUAAAUGCUUUAAAUCCAGAUCCCUUGAGUGAGUGAAGGGAUUCUGAAAUGUAGAUAAAUUGUAAGUGCAACUGUUUUAUGUGAUAAUAAAGAUGGUUUUAUAUAUAAUCUA